Messenger RNA from Gasterosteus aculeatus aculeatus (three-spined stickleback), 3449 nucleotides. It is a transcript of the gene slc15a4, whose product is annotated as solute carrier family 15 member 4. Gene Ontology annotation, cellular component: membrane. The record is from RefSeq and is a predicted model, not a curated record. Lineage: Eukaryota; Metazoa; Chordata; Actinopteri; Perciformes; Gasterosteidae. Gene Ontology annotation, molecular function: transmembrane transporter activity. Gene Ontology annotation, biological process: transmembrane transport; oligopeptide transport.
CCGGUCCGCUGUACAAGUCUGCUCGGGUACAUAUAGUUUGUAGAUCGUUUCUCGAGCGACGACAGUGUGACCGUUUGUUGACUGUGAGCUGUGUGUCACGCGACAAACGCGGGUUUAUGUUGACUUCCAGUUCUCCUUUGACAAAGUGCUCAUUUAAGACGACCCAAGUUAAACGUUUGAGUGGUAAAUGUUAUCUUUGUUCAUGGCGAUAUUCGAAGACCAUUAGGACAAAGUUCGAUAAAUUAAAAAAGGUUUUUAACCUUUUUUUAUUUUUCAAACAUUGUCAAGAAGAUCCCAAACCUUCACAAAGUGGUUCGAGAAUGGCCAACAACAGGGAUGAAAACGAGAGCACCCCUCUAUUGGACUCUGGGAACAGUAGACCUUCACCACCCUCGGUUUUCCAGGGAAGAAGACUGGCUUGUGCCGCCGUCCUGCUGGCUGAAUCAUUGGAGAGGAUCGCAUUCUACGGCAUCACAUCAAACCUGGUCCUUUUCCUCAAUGGCAGUCCCUUCUAUUGGGAGGGCACUCAGGCGAGCCAGGCGCCGCUGAUGUUCAUGGGAGUCACCUACCUGAUCUCACCUUUUGGAGGCUGGUUGGCGGAUGCAUACUUGGGCAAAUUCUGGACAAUCGCUUCAAGUUUGAUCCUAUACUUUCUCGGCAUGCUGUUUUUCCCUUUUAUUGCCAACGAAGACACCAGGAUACAGCUGUGUGGAGAGGAGAUGGCGUUUCCCGUUCAGCCUGCCGAGUGUCUGAGCACAAACAGUACCCCUCCAAGAAAUGUAACCUGCCCCAUUCGCUCAGCAUAUUGUGGCCCAGCCAUCUACGGUGGACUGGUUUUAAUCGCAUUGGGCGUGGGCACUGUAAAGUCCAACAUCACUCCCUUUGGGGCAGAUCAGGUCAAAGACAGAGGACCAGAGGCCACGCGCAGAUUCUUCAACUGGUUCUACUGGUGCAUCAAUUUAGGAGCCAUCAUGUCUCUGGGAGGUGUGGCCUACAUACAGCAGAACUUCAACUUUGAGCUGGGCUACAUCAUUCCCACCGUGUGCCUCGGGAUCUCCUUCCUGGUCUUUCUCCUGGGCCGUACGGUCUUCAUCACCAAGCCUGCUGACGGCAGCGCCUUCACAGAUAUGGCCAAGAUCCUGACCUUCGCCUGCUGUUCGAAGAAACCAAAGGAGCCUAACCUGCUCCGCAACAAACCGACCCUGCUGGACAGUGCCAAAGUCACCUAUGGAGGAAAAUAUCCAGAAGAGAAAGUAGAGGAAGUGAAAUCUGUAGUGAAAAUUCUCCCAGUUUUCUUCGCCCUUAUCCCAUACUGGACCGUGUACUUCCAGAUGCAGACAACAUACGUCCUGCAGAGCCUCCAUCUGAGGAUCCCCGAUAGCGCCUCAAACAUCUCUGCUGACUCCCACCAGAUGACGUUCCACUUCCCUGCGGCCUGGCUCACCAUGUUUGACGCAGUGCUCAUCCUUAUGCUGAUUCCUCUUAAGGACAAAGUGGUGGACCCCAUCCUGAAACGCCGCGGCCUGCUGCCCUCUUCUUUGAAAAGGAUCGCAGUGGGAAUGUUCUUUGUGAUGUGGUCGGCCGUGGCAGCGGGUAUUUUGGAGACCAAGCGGCUGGAGAUCGUCAAAUCAAAUGGUACCAUUGACCAGGUGCUCGGCAACGUUAUCUACCACGCGGCAGAUUUACCCAUAUGGUGGCAAAUUCCUCAGUACGUGCUCAUAGGAAUCAGCGAAAUCUUUGCCAGCAUUGCAGGUCUGGAGUUUGCAUAUUCUGCAGCCCCCAAGUCCAUGCAGAGUGCCAUCAUGGGGCUCUUCUUCUUCUUCUCUGGGAUUGGCUCCUUUGUGGGCUCCGGUUUGCUGGCUAUUGUCUCCGUCAAGGAGAUUGGCUGGAUGUCAUCCCACAGGGACUUUGGCAACAUCAAUGACUGCUCUCUGCACUACUACUUCUUCCUGCUGGCGGGCAUCCAGGGCGUCACCUUGCUCGUCUUCCUCAUUAUCUCGUUCAAGUACGACAAGCAGAGGGGCAGAGCGGGAAGCCAGAGGCAGAGACACGUCUCCUCUUGACCCGCUCACGUGUCCGUGUGCCAUGCCGGCCUGUUUCAGUCGCAUCGCUCGGUGCCAAAUCGCCCUGUUGAAAUAGGUACUUACAAAUCAAAGCCCACACAAGUCUGCUUUAUUUUAGUGGCUCUUGUUUUUGUGACGAUAAUGGUUCCAUCACUGGAUGCAGGCACAGAAAGUAUAGAUAUGAACACAGGAGCCCUGUUUGAAAUCAGUUCUAGCAGUUUGUUUACUCUUUUUGCCUUUUUUUGACCAUUUGCACUUGACUUGAGGAGUGGUGCCAUGAAUAUUCACGAUCUCCAGAUAUUUUCUUAUCAUGAAGAAUGCUCGGUUGUUUUUAUAGUUUGGAUUUAUAUUGUUUGUUCUCUAACAAAGUCUUAUGUUUGGACUUUUGCUAACUAUUUUACUGACCCUGGUGUAAAACAUCUGUAUUUAAAUGAUUUCUGGAAAAUGUUGUGCAUUAAAUGUACAUAUUCAGCAUUAUUUUUUUACAAUGAUUGAUUACAAUGACCUUUGUUGGACUUUUAGAGUGCUUUAAAUACCUAUGCGGUUACUUAGCUGUGAUUGAAUGUUGAAAUGUGUUUUAACUGGAGUUAAUAUAUUGUUGCAGAAUUUGCUGGAAGUCCUUGCUUUUAAUGACAGAAUGGGGCUCUUGUUUGAGGAGAUUCCAAAGAAAGUACUUUUCAAAUAUAAUAUCAAGAGAAAAAAGCUCCCACAUUUGUUACCACUGCCUGCGAUUACAUACUGUAAAUCCACAUAAAUCCAUCCAAUAAAUCCGCUAUAAAUCCUCAAACAGACCCAUACAUGAAUACUAAUAACUCCUCAUGGUAAAAAUAGUCCAAUCAUUCUACAGAGCUUCACAGCAGUUUUUCUAUUUCUGGUCAAGCUGUUAAACUACCUGACAAACAACUAAUUAUAAGUUUACAGGCAACCUCGAUUCAUAGUUAUAAUUCCAUAAUAAAAUAAAGCAUAACUUUCACAGUAUUUGCUGCCAGGAACCGGUUAACAUUGUUAACUUGGCUUUGCAACUUUUUCCGAUUUUUUUUUUUUUAAGAAGCUUCCGUUUUGUUUUACCUAUUUGACGGUGAUUCAUCUGAUUUGGUUUUGUAGUUCUGAGAAAAAUGUGUUGCGUUGCUUGAAUUCAGUAGCGUUCAAGGUAUUUCAUUUUAUUAAGACAAGAAACUCUCAGGGCUCCAGGAAAAGAGUAACAGCACAUGCAUCCCAAGAAUCUAUUUCUUGUAUUUAAUUGGUCGGUAAACUAGAUUUUCUUGUGUUAUUGCAUUAUACAUACGAAAAAUGUUUUACGUUUAUUUUGGAAUUGUAUUCUUAUUUCGUGAUGCUUCAGAUCUGGGAUAUUGUUUUUGCCAUUAUUAAAGUAUAUUACAUAAAGUA